AUGGCGGGACCUCUUAAGCAUGACACAUUCCCACAGUUUUUUCGUUGUGUCCACGACCUGGGGCAUGACUUGGGGCAUGACUUGGGGCAUGACUUGUGGCAUGACUUGUGGCAUGACUUGGGGCAUGACUUGGGGCAUGACUUGUGGCAUGACUUGUGGCAUGACUUGUGGCAUGACUUGGGGCAUGACUUGGGGCAUGACUUGUGGCAUGACUUGUGGCAUGACUUGGGGCAUGACUUGGGGCAUGACUUGGGGCAUGACUUGGGGCAUGACUUGGGGCAUGACUUGGGGCAUGACUUGGGGCAUGACUUGGGGCAUGACUUGUGGCAUGACUUGGGGCAUGACUUGUGGCAUGACUUGUGGCAUGACUUGUGGCAUGACUUGGGGCAUGACUUGUGGCAUGACUUGGGGCAUGACUUGUGGCAUGACUUGUGGCAUGACUUGGGGCAUGACUUGGGGCAUGACUUGUGGCAUGACUUGUGGCAUGACUUGUGGCAUGACUUGGGGCAUGACUUGGGGCAUGACUUGGGGCAUGACUUGGGGCAUGACUUGGGGCAUGACUUGGGGCAUGACUUGGGGCAUGACUUGGGGCAUGACUUGGGGCAUGACUUGGGGCAUGACUUGGGGCAUGACUUGGGGCAUGACUUGGGGCAUGACUUGGGGCAUGGGGGCAUGACUUGGGGCAUGACUUGGGGCAUGACUUGGGGCAUGACUUGGGGCAUGACUUGGGGCAUGACUUGUGGCAUGACUUGGGGCAUGACUUGGGGCAUGACUUGGGGCAUGACUUGGGGCAUGACUUGGGGCAUGACUUGGGGCAUGACUUGGGGCAUGAUGGUGACUCACAGUAAUUUGGGGCAUGAUGGUGACUCACAGUAA
This is a messenger RNA of Procambarus clarkii (red swamp crayfish), 876 nucleotides long. RefSeq lists its product as uncharacterized. NCBI's taxonomy places the organism in Eukaryota, Metazoa, Arthropoda, Malacostraca, Decapoda, Cambaridae. The record is from RefSeq and is a predicted model, not a curated record.